Candida tropicalis MYA-3404 is the source of this 1743-nucleotide messenger RNA. It is a transcript of the gene EST1, whose product is annotated as Est1p. The transcript has a single exon. The record is from RefSeq and is a predicted model, not a curated record. Gene Ontology annotation, molecular function: protein binding; telomerase RNA binding; telomeric repeat DNA binding. The coding region runs from base 1 to 1743 and encodes 580 amino acids. Gene Ontology annotation, cellular component: telomerase holoenzyme complex. Gene Ontology annotation, biological process: nuclear-transcribed mRNA catabolic process, nonsense-mediated decay. NCBI's taxonomy places the organism in Eukaryota, Fungi, Ascomycota, Pichiomycetes, Serinales, Debaryomycetaceae.
AUGGAUGCCAUUAGAACAUACCUGACCCAGUUGGAAGAAAUUUUAAGCAGAAAGUUUAGUGAUCAUUCGUUGCUUCUUGGGUUUAAUGCUUCGGUCCAAGCAAAGAUAUAUACAUGGAUCGUGAAUGACUUGGACCAGUACCUGAAACAUCCAGAAAUGGAGUUUGAUGCCAUUGGUGUUUUUGACAAGUUGUGGACGGAUUUCCAUUACCCGAUAAUCAAGUUUUUCCAACAGCAGCAUGCUGUAGUCUUUGAAGAGCAGAAUCGUGAGUUGAAGAAAUGUCAAAAGGAAGGUAGACCGGGGGAGUUCAAGGUUAGGCCAGUUGAAAUGAGAAAGAUUAAUGAUAAUUUUAUGAAAUACAUCAAAGAGAUAUACCAGUUUUAUGGGAAGUUGUUGAAAUAUUUUACAACCAAGUAUAAGAAUCCCAAUAUUCCUGACAAGUUUCUUGAAGAGUUUAGGUUUACGGUAUCUGGGAAUGCAAUUGAGUGUCAAGAUGACAAUUUUCUUGGUCAUGUGAUUCAUUUGAGCCACAAGUGUUGUUUGUGUUUGGGAGAUAUGUUGCGGAACCAAGCUUUUAUCGACACAAACUAUGUUGUUCCAUGUUUGUCAAACAAGGAGUUUUUCAAGUUCAAGUCGCUGCCAAAUAAGAGGAAUCACAUGGGGAGUUAUGUCAAAGCUAUUCAGUACUAUAAUUUAUGUAUCAUGUUGAUUCCUGCAUUGAGUGAACCGUAUAACCAAAUUGGGGUGAUCUACAAUUCCGUGGAUGACAAGUUUAAUGCUAUAUACUGGUUUUUGCGAUCUCAUUUCUCGAGACUUUCGGAGCACCAGUUGGGGUUUGCUAAUAUGAGUGCAAUUUUGAAGAAACACUGGUUUACCACCGCGUUGGUUGAUAUUGUUAAUGGGAAUUCUGAGCGUCGGUUCAGCAAUGCUAAUGUGAUGAAUGUGUUUUUGGUGUGUUUACUUGGGUAUAUUUAUUGUCCUGAGAGGUACAAGAAUGGGCCAAAUAUUGUCAAAAAGAUUCCAUUUUCCAAGAUUGAAACUGAUUUGUUCAAGAUGAUUAGUAGUGAUUUUGAUGAACAGGUGGUAUUGAAACAUCUUGUAGUGAUGUUUGGUAUUGUUAGACUUACAAGGGAGGAUGAACAACGUGACAAGUUGCUUAGGUUUGCUUUUCGAUACGUGGAGAAGGUGUUGGUUUAUCUCAAGACGGGUGAUGGAUUGAUGGUGCUACGUUUUAUUUUGAACUUGCUUAGAGAGAAUGCUCCAUGGUUGCAAGUGUUUACCUCGAGAAGAAACUGUGUGGUGUAUUUAACAGCAGUGUUGAAGAGGUUUGCCAGUGACAGUACCACCCGUCCUACAAGAAUGUUUUUCUUUGAGGAAGAUGUGAAUUUCCGAGAUUGCUCUUUGAUCAAGUACCAGUUUAAGGAUUUCAAUGACGAGGCGUUGUUUAGUCCGUAUAUUGCCAACAUGGUUGUUGGUGAUUAUUCGAAAUGUGAUUUACAAGAUGCAGUUGAUGAGUAUGUGGAGAGGAAACGAACUGAUGCGGUGGUUGUUUUAGGAAAGAAGAUACUAAGUGGAGUACAAGAGAAGAAGGAGAAGAAGCAGGAAAAGCAAGUUACCGUUCCUGCUACUAUUCAGGAUAUUCAGCUGAUGAUUUCGAAACAAAACAAAGAAAUUACGAUGGAUAUUGGUCAAGGCUUGGAAAAGAUGGUUGAUCAGUUGGUAGCAGACGAUGACGAUUGGUAG